Molecule: messenger RNA, 1962 nt
Organism: Suillus fuscotomentosus
Lineage: Eukaryota; Fungi; Basidiomycota; Agaricomycetes; Boletales; Suillaceae
Exons: 12
Coding region: 1-1962 (653 amino acids)
Biological process (GO): double-strand break repair via homologous recombination
Cellular component (GO): site of double-strand break; Smc5-Smc6 complex; nucleus
Molecular function (GO): damaged DNA binding; single-stranded DNA binding
Source: RefSeq, a predicted model, not a curated record
AUGCCGCGUAUAAUCGCAAAAAAACCUGACCCUAAAAACCCACUACCUAAAGGUAGCGGGAAUUCUGACCUUUGCGCAUACCCAGUACGAAGUACAAUACCCUGUGGCACUCUGCCCAUGUGGGCACAUUUAUCAGACAAACGCUACCAUUACUUGCCCGGCCAUCCCUCUGGCAAGCAACAUGAGACCAGCGCUCGCAGUUAUGGCACUGAAUGGCCACUUCACUCUCUUCCUGGAGAUCUCCAUGUUCCCGGCUUCCACACCUGCAGUAGAAGUCAUAUUCCCCCACCAAAGAUCCUCGAGUUCGGAACGUCCGUAUGGAAUGCAAAGGAAUUCUCUCGCUGGCCAGUUGCCCCGGACGGUGGAGCUCUCGAGAAGAACUACGCAGGCAUAACCAACCCCACGGCAACGCCGCCCCUUGUCUUCACAACUGAGAUCAUCAAAAUGAUGGCCGAGAUAUCUGCACUCACUGAUGUCUAUUGGUACAUGGGUGUGCCGUUCAAUGACACUCAGCAUUGGCGCUUGCAGAUCGCUGAAGUCGGAGAGGCGAUGCUCGGAAAUUAUCUGAUUGGUCUACAGGUCAGGGAAUUCGCGCUCGUUCGUUUGUCCUUGCGUUCCCUCGUUUGUCCCCGCGUCCGCUCGUUUACCCUUGCGUUCGUCCUCGCGUUCCCUCAUUUGUCCCCACUUAUUUUGUUCGCGUUUGUCCUCGCGUUCGUUCGUUCGUCCCCACAUUCACUCGUUUGCCCUUGCGUUCGUUCGUCUGUCUUCGCGCUCAACAAUCCAAGCGUGCCAGAACUUUUGAUAGCAUUGAUGAGGUCGUUGUUGACCGGUCGCGACACUAGGAAGUCUGGCAAUAGCAAUGAUAAGGCGCGUCAGGAGGAUAGCGACGACGAAGAAGACGAAGAAGAUUUAACCCAGGAGGAGCACAACGAGGAAGAGGAACAACGCUUCGAGGAACUCAAUGGCGAGGCCAUUCGCCAGCGCCUCGAGCAGAAGCGCAAUACCUUUGGUGGUAUUGCAGAGCAUGGAAUAAUUGAGUCCAUUGAGAUGCACCAUUUCAUGUGCCACAAACGACUUACUUUCACGUUUGGACCUCAGAUUAAUUUCAUUAUCGGUCACAUAUAUGCAUCGCAGUUCUUCCUGCGAGGCACCCAGCUAUCGCAGCUUUCUGAGGAAUAUGACGCUUGCCUUGAUAAUAUCAACCAGACCAAGAAGGUGUUACACCAGAAAAAGCAAGUUCCCCCUGACCUACGCGCUGCAUUCAAAGAGGCUAGCGUGCGCUUUGAAGAAGCAAGCAAGGCAAGAGAGCAGCGCUGCAAGGUUGAUGAGCUCAAGAAGGAGCUUGCCUGGGCUCACGUCGCAGCGACGCAAGCGGUAAGAACUGAUCUCCUCAAUAUCCCCUUUGAUCCGUCUGACAUGGAAAUGGAGGCAAAGCUUGAGGAAGUUGCGAAGGCGGAACGCCGCUUGCGCAAGAUCGAGGCUGAGAUGAAGACAGCCGAGUCCCAAUUCCAGCUUGCCUCCGAUGCUGUAGAACAAUUCGAUAAAGCGGAUUCCGCACUUGGCGAUAUUGAUCACCUCACCAAGCAGCGCGACGAUCUACAGGAGAAAAUGCGCGGCAACCGAGUGAAGAUAGGAAACUUCAAGAAUGACGAGAAACAAAUGAACACUUCUCUUAACUCUCUCAGUGAUGCCAUUAAGAACUACACGCGAAAUAUCGCUGAAGAAGAGCAUCGUCUCGCUGCAGACACACAAGUAAAACGAGACGAGCUUAACCGAAAACUGGAGUCCGCCAGAACGGAUGUCACGAACGCCGAUCAAGCGCACAAGGACUUCCUUGAAGCCAAGCGUCAAAAAUUGGCUGAUCAGGACAGCAUCAAGCGUUUGUUCUUGUCCGCGCGUUCCCUCAUUUGUCCCCGCGUUCGCUCGUUUGUCCUCGCGUUCGUCCGUUUGUUCUUGCGUUGA